GAUGGCGGGUGUCCCCGAUCCACUGGAAGAUAUGCUCUAUUCUGAAGUGGACGAGAAAGCCGUCAGCGACCUCGUAGGCUCGUUAGAAUCACAGCUCGGUGGACAGAACAAGGCGGUGGGUCCGCAAGGCGAGGUCAGGAGACCAGGGUCGUCCUCAAAUGUGAUAAAUCCACACUUGGGAAAAUUACUGCCCGCCCAAGUAGGAUCAACACUAGAGCAGCGGCGGCGGCAGCCAGAACGAAAACAGGAGGGAAACUCGCAAGAAAACGGUCCGGACAGGAUACAAGCGUCCAGUAAUGUCCCUUCCACCUCUAAUUUAUCUAGUAGCUCGUCAUCUUUUGUUAAUGCUACGAAUCAGGUGCAGUAUAAUUCAUUAGGAGCAACAGCAUCAAAUCCAUCAACUUUGUCAAGUGACGCAGCACCACCAACAACAGACUCGCAUCCCAAUACAAAUAACAUUGCGUCUGCUAUCCGAACUGUUCCCGCCAGAAUACAGACUGUUAACGGAGGCAGUGGCGCACUGAACUCUUCUGUAAUCGCCUCUGCUCCUGCCUCUGUGGCGGGAUUGCAAGUUGAAGCAGCCAGACCGGGCAGUGUAAAUGGUAUUGACAUUGGUUCAGUUGUAGGUAAUGGUAAAAGCAUCAUGUCUGCUCCGAGUACAAAUACUGCUUUUGUGUCUGCUCAGCCCAAUAGUACACUGCCACAACCUAAUAGCCCAGCAGAUCCCACCAUUGCACUGCACAGGCCUCCUAAUACAAGUGUUGUACAUAACGGAAGUGACCCCAAAGUCACAGGAUUGCCUGUGCAUGGUGCUGGAGUGGGUCUUGUGUCCACUUCAACGGUGGCGUUUACAAACACCGUUGCUAGUGAGCCCAAAUCAGACCCUCAAAGCCAGCUCAAAGCAAUCGUACCCAACCAGCUUCCUGGUGGUCCUGUAGGUUUGCACCCCAGCACACCCACUCAGAUGAUUGUGUCCAGUGCUAUGCAGCCCAGUUCAGUGGUGACCUCGAUUCCUGUGGCAAGCACUGCCUCUGUCCUAGCAAAGCCAGCAGCAACAACUCUCUUAGUACAGCCUACGACCCUGUUGAGACCCGGCACACCAACUCCUGGGAUGGCAACAGCGACACCCCCACAGCGACCAGGGGCUCCUGCAACACAGCUGAUUGUCAGGACACCGCAACAGACAACUAUUCAGCUACCUCCAGGAUUCACCAUACCACCAGGCAUGGUGCUGGUGCGUACAGAAGCUGGUCAGCUGGCAUUGGUUCCCCAGCAGGUCCUUGCCCAGGCUAAAGCUCAAAAUCUAAAUAAAGGCACCUUGUCUCCGAGACCUGCUACACCUACUGCUGGAGCGGCUUUCAGAGUCACCACACCUGUUGCCCAGCAGCAAAAGACUGCAGUGGUUACAAUUACCAACGCUCAGAAGCCCACCACUACAGUCAUUACAGCGGGGGCCCGUGUUCAGCCUGCACCACCACAGACAGUCCUCAAACCAUCUCUGACACCGCAGAGUCCCAGCGCAACCUCUGCAGCAGCCCCAGCUAACAGAGCCCCUGUCCUCUCUCAGGAAAUGCAAGAAAAUGUAAAGAAGUGCAAGAACUUCCUAGCAACACUCAUCAAACUGGCAUCCCAUAAUUCCCCCUCACCAGAAACGUCUCGGAAUGUAAAAGCACUAGUGCAGGAUUUGUUGGAUGCAAAAAUUGAGCCUGAGGAGUUUACAAAUCGCCUGCAGACAGAAUUGAAAUCAUCUCCUCAACCUUAUCUGAUCCCUUUUCUAAAGAAAAGCUUGCCUGCUCUACGUCUCAGUCUUCUGAACUCCCAGCAGUCUUUAACUCAAUUGUCUCAGAACACCACCACCUCCAGCCCUCUGUCAGUCAACACCAUUAAAGCCCAAGUGCCGAGCACACUACCCACCACCGUAUCUACUAUCCGACCGGCUGCUUCCAUGGCUCCAACCACCACCAUGGCUGUUAAGAGGCCUGGAGUUCAGGCCAUACCCACACGGAUGCCGGUGGUGAUUACACAGACAGUUCGUGCUCAAAGUGCUGCUGGAACACCCUUUCAAGUGAGGAACCCCAUGGGUGUGGCUCUGCAAGCCUCAGCCAAUCAGAAACAGAAGCUGAAUGACCCUGGUGGUGGGACUUUCAGGGAUGAUGACGACAUCAAUGAUGUGGCGUCAAUGGCUGGCGUAAACCUGAAUGAGGAAAAUGCCCGAAUCCUGGCUACGGGUUCAGAACUCGUGGGCACCCAGAUCCGUUCUUGUAAGGACGAGGCCUUUCUUCCUGCCAGUCUUCUUCACAGACGUCUUCUGGAGACUGCCAAGAAGUUUGGCGUGACGGAGGUGUCAAUGGAGACAGUAACUCUCAUUUCUCACGCCACUCAGUCCAGGCUGCGCUCCGUGCUGGAGAAUGUGUCAGUUGUUGCACAACACCGCACUGACUCCUGCAAAGAUGAGGAGCUGUAUGAGCAGACGUCAGAUGUACGUGCCCAGCUGAAGUACUUUGAGCAGUUGGAAAAGAUCGAAAAGCAAAGGAAGGAUGAUGAGGAACGGGAGAUUUUAAUGAAAGCAGCUAAAAGUCGCUCAAGGCAGGAAGAUCCCGAACAGGCCCGGCUUAAACAGAAAGCUAAAGAGAUGCAGCAACAGGAACUCGCUCAGAUGAGGCAACGGGACGCCAACCUCACAGCCCUUGCUGCCAUUGGACCCCGCAAGAAACGCAAGCUUGACUCCCCCGGGGCCUCAUCGGGAUCAGAGUGUCCUGCAGGCCCCUCCGGAUCAGCGACUGGCUCUACCUCAUCCUCCACGUCCUCAGGCCGGCAGGCCCGUCAGCGCAUCACCCGAGUCAACCUCAGGGACUUGAUCUUCUGCUUGGAGCAGGAGCGAACCACAGCCAGGUCCAUGCUGCUCUACAAGGCUCUUCUGAAGUAGCACUGUUCCUCAUCCCAACCCAAAAGCUUCAAAACAGAUGGAUGAGGUCAUCCAUGCUAAUGGUGGUACUCCUGCUUUACCCUCGUUUUACUCUUUACGCUCAAGUCUUCCUCACCUCUAAAGUCAUCUCCAGCUGGUGCCUUCAGACUCACCUGUGGCAUGAACCCUUUGAUCUGAGGCUGAAGGAGUGUGUUGCUGUAAAUCUUCCAAAUGUGGGACUUCUGAAGUCCUGAAAAGCCCCUUGGAUGAGAAGAAAGCUGUGGACAACAUGAAAAUUUCCCCUUUGGGUCACCUUUUAAUGGUUUUAUUUUCCCUUUGUUUUGGAUUAAUGAGCCAUCAUUUUGAGCAAUGUUGAUCUUUUUAUUCAUUAACAUGAACUCGGAUUGGUUUUAAGUUUCAGUAUAAAGAUUUUGAGAUUUGUUUUAUAUGAAUAGCGGUUGGACUUGAGACGUGUUUUUAACCGAAAGCCUCAUUUGCAAUAUAGACACUGGAAAACGUGAAGGCAAAGUUCCUGGUUUUAGAGGUCUAAUGAGUUGAGUAUUUUAGUAACUUAUAAGUAGUGUAUCUUUAAAUCAUGCUCUGAGGGAACGUGUGGAUGUUUGUUGUUAUUUUGUUACUGAUUAUGCAAAAUGAAGAAACUCUGUGUUAUAAAACACUGACUGUCUUUCAUCCUAUUGGAUGGUCUUUUGAAAUUCAGUGACAGUUUUGUCUCGCACACUCAGUGUGGGGUUAUAUGUGUGAACGGUUUCACUAGUGUCUAUGUGUUAAAGGGGUCGUUCACCCAAAAAUGAAAGUUCUGUAAUCUUCUCUGUGGAGAUAUUUUGUAGAACAUUCUGCCUAAUGUCUUAUUUUGUGUUCAAUGGAAGAAAGUCAUAUGGUUUGGAACAACAUGAGUAAAUGAUAACUGAAUUUUCAUUUUUGGGUAACUGUCUUUUUAAGUAUACUGUGAAGAAGAAAUGGUGCCUUACACGGCCCUCCUGGGACACCAUUGUUUUUAUUCACGUGAACAGCAUGGAAAAAUAUAAAAUGUUAAUACUAAUAUGCAUCGCUUGAACAUCAAUUCUAGAGCAGGAUCUCUCAUAACUUAUUUUUUGAGAAUUUAUAUUAAUUUGAUGAAUUUCAGAUUUUUUUUAAUACAUACAGGUGGUUUGAUAGACUGCAGGAAUACAUUUUAAAUAUUAAUGUUGAAUUUUGGUUCCUGUUCUUUUGGAAAACGACAGAAUUUUCUGUAUGGAAUUCAAGUUCGCUGUACAUGUUCAACAUCUGUCAUAAGUGCAUUGUGCAUUAUUGUAUGUCUCAAGAACUAAACACACGCAUACUGCCCUUUUAUGACAUGCAGCAGGAGAGGAAGUGAAAUUCUUAUGGCAUUUCUUUACCUUUUGCAGUUUUACAGUUUGCAUAUGUUGUAAGACAGUCAACAUUCAUGUGUGCAAUGAUUCCUUUGAGAUCUGAGGCAAAAUCUUUUUCCAUCUCAGAUUUGUUUUAAUUUGUAUUGUUUGUGCUUAUGUUUGGACAAACAGCAUUGUUGAUCAAGGGAUUGUCUUUUGUCUAUAAAAAAAAAAAACAUCUAUUAGAAUUUCUAUUUUUGCUAAAUGUAACAAUUUUUGAAUGUUUGGUUGGUUUGAAAAAAGCGCUCAUCUCUAUUAAAUUUGUACUUUUGUAAAAGAAUAAAGUUCCUAAUUAUAUUUCUGUUAUGAUUUUCUUUUACGUUAUUGGUUGUACUUAAAUAUAUGUUAUUGUUUUUAAAGUCAACAUGAAUUUGUGUUCA
Messenger RNA from Xyrauchen texanus (razorback sucker), 4694 nucleotides. Its product is annotated as transcription initiation factor TFIID subunit 4-like. The transcript is spliced from 14 exons. The record is from RefSeq and is a predicted model, not a curated record. NCBI's taxonomy places the organism in Eukaryota, Metazoa, Chordata, Actinopteri, Cypriniformes, Catostomidae. Gene Ontology annotation, cellular component: transcription factor TFIID complex. Gene Ontology annotation, molecular function: protein heterodimerization activity; DNA binding; RNA polymerase II general transcription initiation factor activity. The coding region runs from base 2 to 2926 and encodes 974 amino acids. Gene Ontology annotation, biological process: DNA-templated transcription; transcription initiation at RNA polymerase II promoter.